CCUCGAGGGGGUUGUCGCAACAUACUCAUACUCACUCACAAAACCCUUUAUACCUUGUCCAUAUCAUUCCAAUGUCCCUCCUGGGGUACAAAUCCCUUUCCAAAAGAGACCUUUUUUAACGGACACAACGAUUGCCACUUCUGAAGAACAGGAGGGCCUCUAAAAUGAGUUUCCAUGAGAAGAGAAAAAGAGUCGUUUCUGCUCAGACUAAAAGAGCGGGAACUCCAGAACCCAGCUGUGUGUCUAUGAAGAGUGAUGUAUCUAUGGACAUUCCACCUGAAUUCAGUGGUGGAGCAGUGAACUCUGACAUAAAGUGUUUGUUGCAGGAUCUUUCCAAAUGUGGAAUGUGUGAGCAGGUUAUGAGAGAUCCAGUUUCAAUUACCUGCAAACAUAGUUUCUGCAGACAGUGUAUCAGCUGCUAUUGGGAUAAGUUCAGUCAAGAAUUUGACUGCCCUCAAUGCAAGAAGAAGUCUAUAAUACAUCCUGUUCUACAAACAUAUAAAGUCUCGGAAGAAUCCAGUUCUGCUCUCUGUUACACAAAUCUGCAGCAGGAUUCUCUGGUGGAUGAUGUCCUGCAGAGAGUCAAAGAGAAACACAAAACCAGCAUGAGAAACAAGUAUGAGUGCUUAUUUGAGGGAAUCAAACUACAGGAUAAUCAAACACUGCUAAACAGGAUCUACACACAGCUUUGUAUCAUAGAGGGAGAAAGUGAAGGGGUGAAUGAUGAACAUGAAGUGUUACAGAUAGAGAAAACAGCCAGAACACAGCAUUCACAAAACACUCAAAUUCACUGCAAUGACAUCUUUAAAUCCUUACCUGAGCAAGGAUUUUAUGGGAAGAGAAGAAAGGAUGACAAAAUAAAGAUUGUUCUUACUAAAGGCAUCGCUGGAAUUGGAAAAACAGUCUCUGUGCAGAAGUUCAUUCUGGACUGGGCAGAGGGAAAAGCCAAUCAGGAUGUAGAUUUCAUGUUUGUGCUUCCAUUUCGAGAGCUGAACUUGAUUAAAGACAAUCAGUACAGUAUUCACAACAUUCUGCUUGACUUUCUUCCUGAACUUCAAGAUCUGGACUCAAAGGUUUAUGAUAAAUGUAAAGUUGUGUUCAUCUUUGAUGGUCUGGAUGAAAGCCGAAUCACACUGAGGUUUUCCGAAAGUGAGUUGGUUUCUGAUAUAAAUAAGUCUUCAUUAGUUGGUGUAUUAGUGUCAAACAUCAUCAGAGGAGAGCUGCUUCCCUCUGCUCACAUCUGGAUCACCUCUAGACCAGCAGCAACCAAUCAAAUCCCUUCAAAAUACAUCAACCGGGUGACUGAAAUACAGGGAUUCAGUGACCCUCAGAAGGAGGAAUAUUUCAGGAAGAGGAUCAGUGAUCAGCAUCAAGCCAGCAGAAUCAUCUCACACAUCAUAAGAUCAAGAAGCCUUCACAUCAUGUGCCACAUACCAGUCUUCUGCUGGAUCUCAUCCACUGUGCUUCAGAACAUCCUGGAACAAGAUGAGAGUGCAGAAAUCCCCCAAACUCUGACUGAAAUGUACAUCCACUUUCUGCUCAUUCACAUAAACAUAAGGAAUCAGAAGUAUGAUGAGAGAGAUCCUGGAAAACUCCAGCAGUCCAACAGAGACAUGAUUUUGAAACUUGCUGAACUGGCUUUUAAACAACUGAAGAAAGGCAAUAUCAUGUUUUAUGAGGAGGAUCUGAAAGAGUGUGACAUUGAUGUCAUUGAUGCCUCAGUGUAUUCUGGGAUUUGCACCGAGAUAUUUAAGGAGGAAUCUGUGAUUCAUCAGAGGAAAGUCUACUGCUUCAUACAUCUGAGUUUUCAGGAGUUUCUUGCUGCUAUUUAUGUGUUUUAUUGUUAUGUAAUUAACACUGUAGAGGUACUAAGGUUUUUUGAUUCCCUGCAUAAUUUUCUUAGAGGAGCAGUAGAUAAAGCCUUAGAAAGUGAAAAUGGACACCUGGAUCUUUUUCUCCGGUUCCUGCUAGGCAUCUCACUGGACUCCAAUCAGGGACUUUUACAGGAUCUACUGACCAACACUCACAGCUGCUCAAGGAGCAUUGAGAAAACAACUGUUUAUAUUAAAGACAAAAUUAAACAUGGACAUAAUCUUUCAGCUGACAGAUCCAUCAAUCUUUUUCUUUGUCUCUUUGAAAUAAAAGAUCAGACUCUGUACAGAGAGAUCCAGGUGUUUCUGAAAUCAGACAAACACUCAGAGAAAAAACUAUCUUCUGCACUUUGCUCAACAAUCGCCUACAUGUAUCAGAUGUCAGAAGAUGUGCUGGAGGAACUUGAUCCCAAGAAAUUUAAUACAUCAGAAGAAGGUCGCAAAAAACUCUUACCAGCUGUGAAAAACUGCAGAAAAGCUCUUCUUGCUGAUUGUAAUCUCACUGAUAAAUCCUGUGAAAUUGUGGCCUCAGCUCUACAAUCAUCAAACUCCUUCCUGAGAGAGCUGGACCUGAGUAACAAUGACUUGCAGGAUUCAGGAGUGAAGCUUCUCUCAGAUGGACUGAAGAGUACAAACUGUCAACUAGAGAAACUGAGACUAUCUGGCUGUAUGGUGACAGAGAAAGGCUGUUGUUGUCUGGCCUCGGCUCUGAGUUCCAACCCCUUAUACCUGAAAGAGCUGGAUCUCAGCUACAAUUACCCUGGACACUCCGGAGUAAAGAUGCUCUCUGAUCGACUGAACCAUCCAAACUGCAAACUGGAGAAACUCAAUUUUGACCAUGGAGAGUCCUUCAGAAUCACACCAGGACUGCGGAAAUAUGCCUGUGUUCUCACAUUUGAUCGAAACACAGUAAACACUCAUCUCAUUCUAUCUGAGAACAACAAAAAAGCAACAUAUUUGGAGGAGGAGCAGCAAUAUCCUGAUCAUCCAGAAAGAUUUGAGCACUACGAGCAGGUUCUGUGUAGAGAGAGCCUGACUGGACGCUGUUACUGGGAGGCUGAAUGGAGUGGCUGGAGUCACAUAGCAGUCACAUAUCAAGGUAUCAACAGGAAAGGAGGAAGCGACUGCAGGUUUGGACUCAAUAAAAAGUCCUGGAGUCUGGUCUGCUCUGGUAAAAAUUACUAUGCCAGGCAUAAUAAUGCAAGAACUGACAUACCUGCACCCUCAUUAUGUUCUAACAUAAUAGGAGUGUAUCUAGAUCAGCCAGCUGGCUCUUUGUCUUUUUACAGUGUUUCCUCUGAAACUGGUCAAAUGAUCCACAUUUACACCUUCCACUCCACAUUUACUGAGCCCCUCUAUGCAGGGUUUGGUGUUGGGGUUGACAGUGAAUCUUCAGUAUAUUUAUGUUAAAUACAAUAGCUAUGAAGUAGGUGUGUCAGACACUCAGACCAUGAGCUAAAUACUGUAGAGCCUGUGGAGGAAAUAAACUAUGAGAGUUCAGCUCCAACUCUAAUUAAACACACCUGAACCAGCUAGUCAUGGUCUUAAGGAUUAGCUGAAAACUAAAGGUACUGUAGGUGUGUUGGAGCAGGUUUAAGCUGAACACUGCAGGACUGUGGCCCUCCAGGAGCAGAGUUUGACACCUAUGUGCUAAAAUAUGCUUAAAUUAUAUAUUUAUUAUGUUAGUGUGAUAUGUCCGUAAGUGAUGUCACAUUAUUAUUAUUUUUUGUACUUUACUUCCAGUGCAAAACAUACUGACUUGUUAUUUUGUAAAUAACUGUGUGUGUGUGUGUGUGUGUGUGUGUGUAUGUGUUUAUAUAUAAAUGAAAACUUCAAGCUUGUAUUUCACUUUUGCAUAACGGGUGACCCUUAUAGUAAGCCAGCUAAGCAUUGUUUAGUAUAUGCACGUCAAACAGAAAUAAAUCAGUUGCAUUUAGUUUAGUUAUGUGUUUAGUUAUACUUAAAUGCAAAACUAUUGAGGAAAUAAAUGUUUUAAAAUUACAGAGAAAAGCAAUGACAUAGUAGCAUGUUAUUAUGAUCAAUUAAGUGAAUGUGUGUUCCUGCUGAACGUUUGACUUCUUACGCUUAAAACAGUUUGUGCUCUUUGUGCUCUGUGCUCUUUUUUUUUUUUUUUUUUUUGCUUAAUCACUUCAUCUUUUUCGUUUCGGUAAUGUAUUAACUUCCUGUUCUGAUUUAGGUAAAUGUUAUGGUGUUCUUUUCUUUUAGCAAGUUUAUAUUAAAGUUGUGUUG
Carassius auratus (goldfish) is the source of this 4121-nucleotide messenger RNA. Its product is annotated as NACHT, LRR and PYD domains-containing protein 3-like. Gene Ontology annotation, molecular function: protein binding. The record is from RefSeq and is a predicted model, not a curated record. NCBI's taxonomy places the organism in Eukaryota, Metazoa, Chordata, Actinopteri, Cypriniformes, Cyprinidae. The transcript is spliced from 7 exons. The coding region runs from base 165 to 3281 and encodes 1038 amino acids.